This is a messenger RNA of Cuscuta campestris, 962 nucleotides long. Lineage: Eukaryota; Viridiplantae; Streptophyta; Magnoliopsida; Solanales; Convolvulaceae. The record is from the annotation of a GenBank genome assembly.
AAUAAUUCUUCAACCCUUCCACCAAGUUGAAAUCCGUACUCAUUUGCCUACAUCAAAGCCACUAGAAAACUCCCCGACAAAAGCACGACUGUAUUUCCAUCCCGCCGUCCGACUCAUUUCCCGGCGGCGCCUCCAAUGGAUUCCUCCCCUCCUCUCCGCCCUCCUCCCAUCUGGGUCGCCGAUUCCUUAUUCGGGUUUUCCGAUACAUCUUCCUCCGGCAUCAGCACGCCCUUCGGGUCUCUCGACUCGACCCGAACCGAAACAGAGAGCGACGACGAAGAAGAUUACGGCGACGGCGUUGAAGACUUCCUCGCCGAGUUGACUCGCCAGGUCGCCGGUUUCACGCUUGAGGACGACGACGAAGAGGAAGAAGACCCGAGUAUUGUUCUUCAGGACCACCCCACCGAGCCCAGAGAGGCCCUCAAACCUUCGGCGAGAAAGAAACAGAGCAGCCCCGCUCCGGGAAGAAGGCGAGUCGAGAAAGGCGAUUCGACUCAGAAGCGAUUUGAGCACGGGGCGGAGCAGAAGAAGGGAAAAAGAAGAGGAAGCAGCGGCGGCGGAAGGUCCCAGGCGUUGAAAUCCGGGUCGGGUAUGCAGGCGGUUUUCCUUGGCGGGUCGGGUUAUGCAACCGGCGGUGCCUCCAGUAGUAGUGGAACCGGCGUUUUCCUCCCCCGCGGAACCAGCAACCACCGCGGCCCAACGGAAUCUAAGAGGAAAUCAGGUUGUUCAACAGUUCUAAUCCCAACCAGAGUGUUGCAAGUCCUACAGCUCCACCACAGCAACAACAAGUCCCAAUCAAAUUCCCGUGCUGCCCCUCACCUCCUCCCCUCCAAUGAGCAUUAUUCUCCUUCGAAAAGAGAGCAAGUUUCGGAUAUCCAAACGCGCCCGGAAUUGGACGAGCAGGAGAUGCCGCAGCUGCCACAAGAAUGGACUUAUUAAUGUCGCCCGGGUUUAAGGUUAAA